AUGGGUAUUCUGAAAAUCUCGAACCGCGAAGGUGUUCAAGUCUUGAUUGGAUGCUGCUUUUUUGGUUGGCGGUCGAUCACCGACGAACAGGCAACGAGAAUGCUUGGAGCUCAGGCACUUCGCACCAAACAGAAAGCCGAACGCAAGGAGAAAGAGAAGCGGCAUCGCGAACGCAUUCGGAGCAUUGAGAUGCAACGCAAUCAGAUUCAUCGCGCCGCAUGCGAGGAAUCCGAAGCGCAGUAUCUCGACAUCACCGCGAAUCCGCCGCUAAAAGUUCGUAGCCUGAGCGUUUGUAAAAAUGGUGACGAAGUGAUUAUUGUGAACACAAAACAUCGACAUUCGGUGCACUCGGGAGCAGUUCCGCACCUUCAAGUGCGUCUGACGAGCCAUCGCAACUCAUCGGCGGACCGCUAUGAGCUUGAGCCGAAUGAGAUGGGACCACAACGAUCGACGUCUAGCGAUUAUUGUAGGGCCGAUAAGAAGAAUUCGUCGGUGUCGAGCACAACGCGUCUCCUCAAAUGGCUCGGCAUCAGCGAUAAAGCCGAGCCGGCGACCGACAAAAAAUCGCUAGCCAAACGCCGAAUGUCAACGUACACCUAA
Molecule: messenger RNA, 600 nt
Organism: Caenorhabditis bovis
Lineage: Eukaryota; Metazoa; Nematoda; Chromadorea; Rhabditida; Rhabditidae
Source: the annotation of a GenBank genome assembly